AUGUCACUAGCUCUGAAGUUCACCUCUCUUGCUGUUCGAACAUUCUCAAAGCCCAUUGCCAACUAUAUCAAGCGACAAGCCCGUGAACAUCCUGGCUUUCGUGAGACAUGUGUCUCUUUCGCUCAGGCCCUCCACAGGGUAGACAUGCGUUGGCGUAUCGGACUCCUACAAGAUGCAGCGGUCUACGAACGACAAGCAGCCCGAGAUGCCGCCAAACGCGAGGCUGAGCGGAAGAAGGCAGAAACUCCGACUGUGAAGACGGAAGCUGAAACGAAGGCUGAAGAAGAGGCAGUCGGUCGAGAGAAAGUGCAAGAGGAGAAGGAGAAACACCCGCCCAAACCGAAGAUCAAGCCGCUGAGCGAAACGAAGGCCAUCGAGACUGGUGCGACAUUCAUCAGCGAGACCUUCCUUUUUGGAGUCGCGGUGAGUCUGCUACUAUUCGAGUCGUGGAGAAGUGGUCGGAAAGAACAAAACAGACGUGAUAGAGUUCAGGAGCAGCUAAGUGACCUUGAGGAGGAGAACAAAGCGGCCAGAGCGGCACUGAUCGAGCUGGAAAGAGAAGUGUUGAGACUGCGCGCGAAGGAAAAGGGUGUAAGCACUGCUGAGUUGGCGAAGAGCAAGAAGAUAUUGCCUGCCGAAGUAUACGAAAUGGUACAAGAGGACAAGGCGGAUGGUGCGGCUCCUGAAAAAUCGAAAAGUUGGUUCUCGAGCAUAACUACUGCUUUCUCGAGGGAAGAAGCCCCGGAUGAAGAGGCAAAACAAGCACUCGCAACUAAUUCCCCUGGGCCUGCGGAGAAACUUCUCCAGCAAGCCGAUAAAGCUCUGGACGACAAACGAAAGCAGCGAGAAGCAGCAGAAACCAAAGAAGGCGCCAGCCAACCUCCAAAUGGGCCAUCACAGAAGCCAUGA
Molecule: messenger RNA, 909 nt
Organism: Lithohypha guttulata
Lineage: Eukaryota; Fungi; Ascomycota; Eurotiomycetes; Chaetothyriales; Trichomeriaceae
Product: class II myosin
Exons: 2
Coding region: 1-909 (302 amino acids)
Biological process (GO): regulation of lipid metabolic process
Cellular component (GO): mitochondrion
Source: RefSeq, a predicted model, not a curated record